AUGGAAAAUCCUCAUGAACAAGUUCAUAAUGCAUUAUUAAGUAGAAUUAUAAAUAAUAUGGUAUGUAGAUUGAACUAAAAAACUAAAACUAUUUAAUAUUUACUAAUAUUUAAGGAAAAUUUAAAUAAUUCGGUAAUCGAUGUUAAUAAAUUAUUACAGGAAGUUAAUAAGAAUAAUUUAAAAACUGAAUUACUUGGUCAAAUGUGGGAAAAUUUUGUUAGAAAUUCUGAUUAUAAAUUAGAAUCUACAGGUCAAAAGAAAUGA
Messenger RNA from Insectozyma verbasci, 264 nucleotides. The record is from the annotation of a GenBank genome assembly. Lineage: Eukaryota; Fungi; Ascomycota; Pichiomycetes; Serinales; Debaryomycetaceae.